Alternaria conjuncta is the source of this 1296-nucleotide messenger RNA. RefSeq lists its product as uncharacterized. The transcript has 2 exons. The record is from RefSeq and is a predicted model, not a curated record. The coding region runs from base 1 to 1296 and encodes 431 amino acids. NCBI's taxonomy places the organism in Eukaryota, Fungi, Ascomycota, Dothideomycetes, Pleosporales, Pleosporaceae.
AUGCUGGUUCCUGAAACGCCUCAGUGUCAGCUCAAGGAUGCUCUGGCGGUUUGUGAAUGGGCGAGGACCAUCUGCCCUGUCGAAUUCGAGACACUGCCUGACCCGGACGAUCUUGAGACCUAUUUUCUGGAUAUUGCUGAGACAUCCACAAUCUUAAAAGCCAUCGCAUUCACGAGCUUCGACCCAUCUUGCACGGCCGCCGAGCGGCUCUGUCCUGGCACUGGAGAGAUCACUGUGCUUGCAUUCAUUCAAGAGUCUUCGCUGAUGGCCUGUCCGAUCCGUGGUGAGCAAAUUGGCGGCAAGUUCGACUUGCUCAAAUGGCUCAAAGAUUAUGGGCCGACGUUCUUGGACGCGUUCGCUUCGUGUUCGCUGGGUAACCGUCAAUGCCCCACCCCUGUCGAGAUCGCGCUUGAGAUAGAGGCGACCAUCAGAUACUACCUUGCGGCGAAAGGGGUGGUAAAGGCUCUAGAAUGUGAUGAUCAGAUGUUCAAAUGGAACUUCGCACGCGCAUGUCAUCGCCAACAUCAGAAGAUGUUGGAGGAGCGCAAUACCCCAGAAGAAGCUUCGGGCUCUGUCGAACAACGUAUCACUGGACUUCCUGAGUCCUCUGACAUGUCUCAAGAUUCCAACGGCGCUCACGAGCGAUCCGGCGAGGAAGGGAACACAAACGACAAUGACACAACAAGCCGUGCCUUGAACGAGAACCAGCAGCGCAGCGCCCUCAACGAUGAUACCAACAUCGCCAAUCUACAACGCGAGAUCAAGAAGUUGCGUGUAAGACAAAAGAAGACAAUGCGUCUUGAGGACAAAUUCGCUACCCUAGAGGUACGCUUGACUACUUCAGAGAAUAGAGAGAAGGUCAUGAGUGACCGGCUUGACGCCAUUACUCAGGAGCGGGAUGACAUGGAACAGCGGCACCAGACUCUUUGGAAUGAAUGUUUCUUCUUCAAGGCAGUCCAGGUAGAUCGCACCAACACGGCUCUCGGAGCAGUGUUAGUUCUGUUCAACGACCUUACUCUACUCGAAGGUGAGGUUGAAAGGCUGACAACUGAGCACGAAGAGCUUAAGAAAGAGAACAGCGGCCUGGGCGGCAAGUUGCAUACCAUGAUCGAGUUUGCUAUGAAGUCAAAAAACGCCACAGUUCUGCAUAGGGUCGCGAAUGAGUCAGCUGUGGCUCACAUCAAGAAGCUAGAGGAGAAGGUCGAAGAGCUGGAGACACAGAUGAGAAAGCAAGAGACUUUGGUCAAGCAAGAAGAGUUUGAGAAACGCCGCAUCGCUAUGGACUCGGCUCAUUGA